Messenger RNA from Synchiropus splendidus (mandarinfish), 7926 nucleotides. It is a transcript of the gene med13a, whose product is annotated as mediator complex subunit 13a. The coding region runs from base 561 to 7049 and encodes 2162 amino acids. Gene Ontology annotation, cellular component: mediator complex. Gene Ontology annotation, biological process: regulation of transcription by RNA polymerase II. NCBI's taxonomy places the organism in Eukaryota, Metazoa, Chordata, Actinopteri, Syngnathiformes, Callionymidae. Gene Ontology annotation, molecular function: transcription coregulator activity. The transcript is spliced from 30 exons. The record is from RefSeq and is a predicted model, not a curated record.
UGGAAGGCAGAGUUGUCCCUGUGGCCGCCAUUAAAGAAAGGAAUCCAUGAAUUCAAAUGGAAACCAACAGGAACCGGAGCAGAAAUAAUGAUCGAGUUCAGCGUUAAUUUUUCACUCGAUGCGGGGUAUUGAGUGGUUUUAUAGGAUGUGUUCCGCUUUUAACCUGGAUUUUGCGAUGAAGGAGUAAGACAGGACGUUUUUAUUUUUUUUAAGCGGAGACCGUUUUAGGGCUAAGGGGGAGGGGGAGAGUUGCUUCUUUGCUCCCCCUUUCUUUUUGUUAUAUCAACAUUUCUGUCCCUUUUUCAACCUCCCUGAACUACCUGCCUCUGAGAUGUCGACAUAACCGAUCAAGAGCACCCCUUUUUAUUCGCUUUUAGCGCGUGUAUUUAUGGAGAAAUGCAAUUGGAAGAUUGUUGAAUGAACUAUCCUCCAGUCAAAUGUUAGAAAAAUAGUCUCCGCUGAUCCAGCCCGUGCACACUAGAAGAAAGACGCAUCCGAAAAUUGCUCUUUAUUUCCCGGGAAGUGAGAUGAUGGAGAGUUGGACAUCGCUGUGAAGAAGGAUGAGUUCUUGUUUUGUACCGAACGGGGCCAGCCUGGAGGAUUGCCAUUCCAAUCUAUUCUGUCUGGCUGACCUGACAGGGAUCAAAUGGAAGCGGUUUGUGUGGCAGGGUCCCACAUCUGCACCCAUCCUGUUCCCAGUAACAGAAGAGGACCCUAUCCUGUGCAGCUUCAGCCGCUGCCUGAAAGCUGAUGUGCUUAGCGUAUGGCGGCGCAGCCAGCGGCCAGGUCGGCGAGAGCUGUGGCUCUUCUGGUGGGGCGACGAUCCCAACUUUGCAGAUCUCAUCCACCUUGAACUUACAGCUGAGGAUGACGGACUCUGGGAGAAUGGCCUCUCGUACGAGUGUCGCACGCUCCUCUUCAAAGCAAUCCACAACUUGUUGGAGCGCUGUCUCAUGAAUCGCAGCUUUGUUCGCAUUGGAAAGUGGUUCGUCAAACCCUACGAGAAAGAUGAGAAGCCCAUCAACAAGAGUGAGCACUUGUCCUGCGCCUUCACCUUCUUCUUGCAUGGAGAGAGCAACGUGUGCACCAGCGUGGAGAUCAACCAGCACCAGCCCGUCUACCACCUGACUGAGGAGCACCUCACUCUGGCUCAGCAGUCAUCCAGCCCUUUCCAAGUUAUUCUGAGUCCUUUUGGCUUGAACGGGACACUGACCGGCCAGUCAUUCAAGAUGUCUGACCCGCCCACACGGAAACUGAUCGAAGAGUGGAACCAGUUUUAUCCCAUCAGCCCAAGUUCAAAGGAAGGUUCUUCUGAUGAAAAGAUGGAGGACAUGGAUUGGGAGGAUGAUUCUCUAGCCUCUGUUGAGGUCCUCGUCGGUGGUGUACGGAUGGUGUACCCAGCCUGCCUGGUGUUGGUCCCCCAGUCGGACAUUCCUGUUGUGGCCCCUGUGGGGUCCUCUCACUGCACUGCCGUUUAUUCGGGUGGUCAUCAAGUGCCUGCUUCCCAACGAGAACCUGCCAUGUCCUUGGUGACCCUCACCCCUCCCACAUCACCUGAGGAAGUGCAGACAGGUAGUGACAUACUCGUGGACUCUCACUCAGCCCAGAAGUGGCUCAAGAUGCCUUCAUCAUGUGACGUGUUCAGUGUGGAUAGAACAAGCCACCACGGUGGGAAGAUUCCUCGGCGGUUAUCCAGUCAAGUGAUGGAGCACGUCUGGCAAGAGUGCAAUAUCAACCGAGCCCAAAACAAACGGAAGUUCUCAGCUGCAACGAAUGGUACCUGUGAAGAGGAGCGGGCUGAGAAAGUGGGAACCUGGGAUUUUGUCGAGCCAUCACAAAGGUCUUACUGCCACUGUUCCAGAUACAAGUCAAUGAAACAGCGAAUCAACAGCAGCACGGGUCAAGCUCAGUCAACAGGUCAGGCCUUGCAGCUUCCUACCAAGCACAAAGCUGGUGGGGAGAAGCCAGAAAAAGUUGACAAACAGCAAAAAAGACCACAGACGCCCUUCCAUCACCGAAGCCUUACCAGUGACGAUGCCACCCUCGACACUGAAACAACAGCAGGCCAACGGCUGUCCAUGAGAGGCCAAGAUGGAGGGAGAUACCCCAACAUUCGCACGACGGACAUGACUGCCAUCAAAGCGCCGCAGCUACACAGUGGCGGGAUACGCACUGGGUCUGGAGAUCAGACCAACUCCCCUCAACCGCCGCCGCUGAGCCCCCAUCCUUGCGACCGUGGUGAUGACUCAGCGGAGGGGAUGAAGCAGCCAUCUUCCCCGAACAGCCAACACUUUUACCAACCUCAGUCAGAGCCCUGCCUUGGUGGGGUUAAAGGUAGCGGCGAGGAGCCUGCAGGGCCUGAGGGUCUGAAUCAGCACUUCAACUCGCACCAUAACCCCUCAGCUUCUAGUUACUCAGAUCCUCCUGAGCCGACGGUCUAUGUGGGCACUGGGGUCAACCUGGAGGAAGACGGCCCUCACACAGCAUGGAGGUUAUUCAAGCUGCCACAUAGGAAAGAUGCUGAUCUACACACGCCUCUGCUGCCGUGGGACAAGUAUAGAGAUGAGACUUCAGCUGGGCAGGACAGCACUGUCUCAGUCACAGAGAUAAUGUCCACGUCACGAUUGCCCCUGAAGGUCUCUGACGAACGUGUUCAGCUUUACCGAGUCAGGAGGAACCAAUACCUUGCUGCCGCUAUCACUGACGGAGACUACGAGCCUGAGGUGGACCCCUAUGCCUUUGAGGAAGGAGAUGUGAAAUUCACCUUUUCCAACAGGAAAGAUAAGGCAGGAGGGGAGAGGGAGCCUGGCAAGAAACACAAGGAUGAAGAUGGAGCAUCGUGUCCAUCAGACGAUGCUCAGCGGGCAGCAGCUCACAACCGAAUGGCCCCCACCAGCCUAAUCCAUGAGACUGACCUGGCCGUAUCUAUAGAUGACUUAGACAACCUUUUCAAUUCAGACGAGGACGAUCUGACGCCUGGUUCCAGACGACCUGUCAACGGAAAUGAUGAGAAAUUUGGCGGCAAAGAGCCGAAGUCAUCUGCCUUGGACCCUGUACCCUGCAUCAGUUCUGCAGAUCUGCACCAGAUGUUUCCCACACCGCCCUCACUGGAGCAGCACAUAAUGGGCUACUCGCCUAUGAACAUGUGCAGCAAAGACUACGGCAGUAUGGAGCCCACCUCAGGAAUGACCAUGCUGGAUGGAACCUCAGCACUUGGAGGGCAUUUUAAGAUCGAAGUGGAGGAGAGCUUCUGCAGCCCCAAGCCAUCAGAGAUCAAGGAUUACUCCUUCGUGUACAAGCCAGACCUAUGCCAGGCUUUUGUUGGCUGCUCCAUGUUUGCGCCUCUCAAGUCGUUGCCUAGCCAGUGUGUCCCACCCAUCAAGAUGCCAGAGGACAGCAUCUACAGACCAAGCUGGAGCAUGGGAAGAGACAUUCACAACCCUGUGCCUGUCAUGACCAUCCUCAACAAGGACAGUAACAUCCCAAGUGUGGGCAGCGCCAUGGACCAGGACUACAGCCAGAGCUACACUCCUCAGACUCACACGCCCUUCAUGUCGAACAGUGCUCCACCCAGCAACAGUGGCACGGGUAUUCUGCCUUCUCCUGCCACCCCACGUUUCUCCGCUCCCACCCCACGAACACCACGCACCCCACGGACACCAAGGGGUCCCUCCAGUGUCCAAGGCUCUCUCAAGUACGAGAACUCCGACCUCUAUUCCCCAGCAUCGACCCCUUCUACAUGCCGACCCAUUAACUCAGUGGAGCCGGCUACUGUACCUUCCAUUCCGGAGGCACACAGUCUGUAUGUCACGCUCAUCCUAUCUGAAUCGGUCAUGAACCUCUUCAAGGACUGCAACUUUGACAGCUGCUGCAUCUGUGUAUGUAACAUGAACAUCAAAGGAUCUGAUGUGGGGGUUUACCUAAGCGACCCUGUCAGUGAAGCGCAGGAAACCUGCAGCUGUGGCUUCAGCGCUGUGGUCAACAGGCGCUAUGGAAACGGUUCAGGCCUCUUCCUGGAGGAUGAGCUGGAUAUCAUCGGCCGCGGAUCGGACAUAAGCCGAGAGGCUGAGAAGCGCUUUGAGGAACUAAGACUCUCCUCACUGGACAGAAGUGGUGUCGGGAGGGGCAUUCCUGAUGAGCUCAUUCUGCUCCUUCAGGAUCAGUGCACCAACCCGUUCUCACCUAUCUCCAUUUUAGAUUAUGACAUGGUCACAAGAAGGCCAUGCGGGGCCCCUGUUACACCCUGUGUUCGGGUGGAGGAACGGGACUACUGCAGUGACUGCUACAUGGCUCUGGAGCAUGGCAGGCAGUUCAUGGACAACAUGUCGGGAGGAAAAGUGGACGAGACGCUGGUCAAGAGCACCUGCUUGCAUCACUGGUCAAAACAAAACGCUUUGGACGUGAGUGCCUUGUGCUCUCAGGACGUUCUCCGGGUACUGUUGUCCCUGCAGCCGGUUCUACAAGACGCAAUUCAGAAGAAGAGGACGGUGAGGUCAUGGGGCGUUCAGGGUCCCCUCACCUGGCAGCAGUUCCACAAGAUGGCUGGACGGGGCUCAUACGGCACAGAUGAGUCCCCGGAGCCUCUGCCCAUUCCCACCUUCUUAGUGGGUUAUGAGUAUGACUUUAUGGUGCUCUCACCAUUCAGUCUACCUUACUGGGAGAAGCUGUUGCUGGAUCCCUUCGGCUCCCAGAGGGACAUCGGGUAUUUGGUGGUCUGUCCUGACAAUGAGGCUCUGCUCAGUGGUGCCAAGAACCUCUUCCGUGACCUCACAGCUGUGUAUGAGUCUUGUCGUCUCGGUCAGCAUCGGCCCAUUUCCAAAGGCUACCCUGAUGGCAUCGUACUUGUGGGUGGCAGUGGUGCAAAGAGCCUUGCAGAUCAGCCCGUCAGCGACUGGUUCCUUAAGGCUGCCAGCAGUAACAGCGAUGCCUUCUCUAAACUUAAACUCUAUGCACAAGUGUGUCGCCACAACCUUGCACCAUAUCUCGCGUCCCAGUCACUGGACAGUUCUCUCCUCACUCAGCACCCCCCUCCUCCUUCUUCCAACCAAUCAUCAUCUGCACAACUGUCGACUUCUGCAUCAAACUCAGUUGGCCAGCAGAGCUUUGUGAACACUGGCUCGUCCUCAACUUCAAACAGCAACAACAACAACAGUGCAUCUGGAAACAGUGCUGUGUCGUCGAACAUAACCUCGUCGGGGCAACCGGUCAGCGGGGUACCUUCUUCCAAGCCUAGUUCUUUUCCACCCUUUGGUAGCAUGGGCAGCCAGGCCCCAGGAGGUGGCCCCCAAAGUGGACAGCUAGGACAGCAGGCUGGUCCGCAGAGCUCUGGCAGCUUUGGGGACAAUUCUAGCAACCAGACAACCUCUGAACCUCCUGAAAGCACUUUGGAACGGGACAAGGUUGGGGUGCCCACGGAUGGGGACUCUCAUGCCAUAACAUAUCCACCAGCCAUUGUUGUUUACAUUGUGGACCCCUUUAGUUACGAUGAGUCUGAUGGUGGCCAUGGCCCACCGUCAGCCCCCUCCAGUGUGUGGACACUGGGUUUGUUACGCUGCUACCUGGAAAUGCUCCAGUUCCUGCCGGCCCACAUCCGCAAUUGUAUUUCUGUACAGAUCGUUCCCUGCCAGUAUUUGCUCCAACCGGUCCGAGGCGAGGACCGUCAUAUCUAUGCCCAGCACCUCAAGUCCUUAGCCUUCUCAGUCUUUGCUCAGUGCAGACGACCACUGCCGAACUCAACAAAUGUCAAGUCGCUGACAGGCUUUGGCCCCGGUCUUGCCAUGGACACGGCACUUAGGAGCCCGGAGAGGCUGGAUUGUCUGCGCCUGUACACGCCUCCUUUCAUCCUUGCGCCAGUAAAGGACAAGCAGACUGAGCUCGGAGAGACAUUCGGCGAAGCAUCGCAGAAAUAUAACAUCCUUUUUGUGGGGUACUGUCUGUCUCACGACCAGAGGUGGCUCCUUGCUACGUGCACUGACCUCUAUGGGGAGCUUCUGGAAACCUGCAUCAUCAACAUCGACAUUCCCAACAGGGCACGCAGGAAAAAAGGCUCUGUCAGGCGACUCGGCUUGCAGAAGCUCUGGGAUUGGUGCCUAGGUCUGGUCCAGAUGACGUCAGUACCGUGGAGAGUUGUGAUUGGACGCCUGGGCAGGAUAGGCCAUGGAGAGUUGAAAGACUGGAGUAUUCUGCUGAGUCGGCGAAAUUUGCAGUCAGUGAGUCGUCGUCUAAAAGAGAUGUGUCGCAUGUGCGGCAUCUCGGCCUCGGACACUCCCAGCAUCCUGAGUGUUUGCUUGGUCGCCAUGGAACCCCAGGGAUCAUUCAUCAUCAUGCCAGACUCGGUGUCGACGGGCUCAGUGUUCGGCCGCAGCACCACCCUCAACAUGCAGACUUCCCAGCUCAGCACUCCUCAGGAUACUUCCUGCACCCACAUCCUCGUCUUCCCCACGUCCGCCUUCGUGGCCAUCUCCAACUACACCAACAUUGACCCCAACAUAGACAUUCUUAAUCCCACCCCAGAUGGGUCUGAUGCAAUGGGGAUCUUUGAUCUCCUGGAUCAAGAAAACGAAUUGGACCCAGACAUUAUUAUCUCACCCACCACCUCACCAGUCCACUCCCCCGGCUCUCACUACCACCACGGAGGAGAUGGCAGUAAGGGUCAGAGCACAGAUCGCAUGGAAUCACACGAAGAGGUUCCUAAUCUCCUUCAACAGCCCCUCGCCCUUGGCUACUUUGUGUCUACAGCCAAAGCUGGCCCGCUUCCUGACUGGUUCUGGUCGGCCUGUCCGCAGGCUCAGAACCAGUGCCCGCUGUUCCUUAAGGCCUCUUUGCACCUCCACGUGUCUUCAGUGCAGUCAGAUGAACUACUGCACAGCAAACACUCCCACCCCCUUGACUCCAGUCAGACCUCAGAUGUACUCAGAUUUGUUCUGGAGCAGUACAACGCCCUCUCCUGGCUGACUUGUGACCCAGCUACACAGGACCGGCGAUCGUGUCUACCAAUUCACUUUGUGGUGCUCAACCAGAUGUACAACUUCAUCAUGAACAUGUUGUAAUCCAGACAAGAGAGAAGCGCUUGCUCGAAUCCAACUGAAUCCACGUCAGGAGCCAGUUUGGUGCCGGGUCCCGCUCCCAAGCGGCCGUCGGUGUUUGAGAUAGCCAUAUCCCUGUGAUUUGAAGACAUGGGGACAUAGGGAAUCCAAAUAUGGGGAGCAAAGUUAUGUCACGUUAGUAAUCGUGAGAGAAGAAUAAGAUUGGUUUCCAUGAAGUAAGAGGCCAGUCUGUUUUUGGAUCUAUCCUGAAGUGAUAAGGGACAUUUUUGAUUAAGAUGAAACACUUAAAAAUGGAUCUUAUUUUUCAAGAUCUUUUAUUCAUUUUUUUUUCCUUUGGAUAAAAUGGAAUUCAAAUGAAAUGCCUGCAUCUCUUAUUUAUUGUAAGUUUUUAAAUGUACAAUUUGUCUUACUCCUUAUCUUCUUGAGAUAUAUAUAUAUCUAUAUAUAUAUAUAUAUAAAUGGUGAGGGUUCAUAUCACCGUGUGCUUUAAAGCAAAUGGACUUAGAUAUAUGUAUUCAUCUUGCUCAAACACAACCAUGAAAUGAAAUAAAAGUCCUAGUAGGUCGCUUUUAGAGUAUUAUUUUUUGUAUUGAAGAGAGAAUAUUUGUAUUGUCACAAUGUACAGAAGAAUUUGAGUGGAGAAUUGUUUUAUGCCUUUGAGCAUGAAUGACUUACAGCAAAGCUGUAGCUUCAGAGGACUUGUACAGCAAUGAACUUCACUGUGUUUAAAUAAAGAGGUACAUUGUUGUAUAUAUUAUUUUAUACCACACAUUUAGACUCGAAACCAAACGGCAAUAUACGUAUAAAUAAUUAUAUAUGAAAACCACACCAGCUGUUGAUGGUGUGGCUUCUGUUUUAGGAAUAAAGUGCAUCAACUUAU